AUGUAUGCUGGCGAGGAUGGAGAAGUCUGUGUAGAGCUGGGGCACGUGGGUAAGGCACUUUCUGUCUCCAAAGCCUCGCAGCCGGACAAGAGCAAAGCCGGAGGUUGGCCGGCAUGGUUCGGAGAGGCUCCCGUCAAAGUUGGCGACCUCGUGUGCGGCCUCUGUGGUAGAUGGUUGUAUCUCGUCACACAGAUCUAUGCCCCGACCCACGUGGAGAGAUCACUGUGCCUCUUCGGGUGCAACCGGGCGGCUUGCUCCCUGCGACCCGAAGGGUGGCGGGUGGUACGCACACAAGCUCCACAGCCUGUCGAGCCCGCACAAGACGACAGCGACCCCACUGCCGCAUCAGCGCCAGCAGCGCACGCGACGGAUCCAUGGGGAGCAAGCGACGUGUCGUGGGACGCCCCCGCUUCCGACGGCGAAGGGUGGGGUGCCGAGACGAGCGAUUGGGGGGCGGGAGUUGACACCGAAGGCGUUGGGGGUAUUGCAACGGCGGACAUCGAUGCCUUGCUCGACAAACAAGAGAAGAAGCAGUCGUCGACUUGCCAAGGAGACCGGGCAUCAGCAGCAGCAGCAGAGAAAAGGUCUUCAACGGGUGGCGACACAUGUAGCUCUUUAGCAGAGUUAGGACCUAACCACAGCAGUAGUGGCAGCGGCAGCCAAAAGAAGAGCGCAGCGGAGAGUUCCAAAUCAGACACCGUCGCGGCAGAAGGCGGGGACUGGGGAGGGCGGCCUUGUUUCCCAGCAAAGACUGUCAGCUUUGUCCCCGAGCCGUGGGGAGCAGAAAGUUCCCGAACAGACGACAAGGACAUGGAGAAUAGACUCCGGCGGUAUAGGGAGCAAGAGGAGGACCGUGGGCUUGUCGCGGCGCUUGAUCAUGCCCUUGGCCUGAAGGAUGCUGGGGGGCUCAGCAGUGAACACGGAGGAAAGGAGGGGAAAGCGGUGGCCAGUGUUGGGGAGAAGUAUGAGCGUACGCCUGCGAGGGCGAAGGCCGUUAUGCGGUUCGCCGAUAGGGUCGCCCGUUCCCCCCAGCAAGUAGUACGCUAUGCGUACGGAGGAGAACCCCUCUGGUCCGCUUCCGAUCCGCCUCGUGAAGAGAUACCCCCGUGUGCCUGCGGUGCUACCCGGGUGUUCGAGAUGCAGCUCAUGCCGGCCCUGUUGUUGCAGCUGCAAGUGAACGACCUCGCCGAACGAGAAACAGGCAGCCUAGAGGGGGGAAGUCCCGCUACUUUUUCUGGCCUUGAAUCAAAGAAGAUCUCCACGCUUUCGCAAGUAGCUGACGGCCAUGACAACAAUAACACUUUGAAGUCAAUAACUCCCUCGGCUGUGGCGGUUCAGCCGAAGGGUGCUGCAUCAACGCGGUCAACCGACGAGCACGGAGUCGCACAAGGGGAUGGAAGCGGGGUAUUGGCGGGGAUAGGUGUAAGUGGCGAGGAGGACGAAGGAAACGAAACCACGAUGAUGCCCACCCCCAGCGUCGAAGAGCGCGAGCGGUUGAGAACGCUGGGGAUGGAUUGGGGGGUGGUUGCGAUCUGGUCGUGCCCCAGAAGCUGCAGCAUUAGCUGCGAAGAGUGCGUAGUAGUGCAGUUGCCCGUCUGA
Messenger RNA from Ectocarpus siliculosus, 1599 nucleotides. The record is from the annotation of a GenBank genome assembly. NCBI's taxonomy places the organism in Eukaryota, Phaeophyceae, Ectocarpales, Ectocarpaceae.